ACCCGCACCCCGCCGAGCGCCGGUCGGGGCAGUGUUUGUCAACUCGGUCGCCAUGGAGAUGGGCGUCGCGCGCCGCAGCGCCGCCGGCGUCGGGGCAACGGCGCGAUCGUUCUUGUUGCUCCUGCAGGUAUAGCAACGAACGACGGCCGGUGGCGCGGGUGGGUGGGUGAAGCGGGCAGCGGGGCAGCGCUGCCAACCUGAGCAACGCGGCGCCCGGCCACUAGCCAGAGACUCGGCCCGCGCACACAAAAAAAGUGCACCGGCUCCAAACGCGUUGCAUUCCCCUUCGCAAUGAGCUCGUUUUGCAACCAAUUUAUUCGUAUAAAGGCGGAGGGGAGCCGCGCCCGGGCCGCAGCCAUUAGCGCCGAGUGGAGCCCGUGGAGCCGGAGCCCUCCGCCGGACCCUCCAGAGUCUGCAGGGACCACGAGGACGAGGGGCACAUGGUAAUGAGGCAGGGGCGCGCGCCAUUGUGACGGCACCGUCGUCAUCAUCAUCACCGUCGUCGUGCUCCUCAUCAUUUAAGCGGCCGAGGAGCAGGCAUUAUUGAAGUCGCAUUUGUGAAAAGGGGUGGAUAAAGUGCGGCACAGGACAUUCUGAUGGAGACGCAGCAGAGAGGUGGGUCCGAACAGGUGUGAAAAGGGUCCGCGCCCACCCAUCGACAGAAUGCGAAUUGAGGGGAGCUGGUGGAUGUGGGCGAGCGCGUGCUUGGCCGUAGCUCUGACGCUGAUUUUUCCGGAGAGCAUGGCUGCACCUUUAUCGGAGCGAUCUGGAAGGGACAAACUGGCGGACGGCGAGGACCCGAUCAGUCUGCCGCCACCUGGCACCUCUUCAAAUGACUCAUCCGGGCUGGCGAGGCCGACCCUCGCCACCCCGGAUCUAGACGAGCUCGGGGCGGACGAGACCCUCGGGCCCCAGGAGCGCCUGCUGCCCGACGGCUCCCGCACCGGCUCCUUCGUGUACGUCGACGCCCACGGCGACCUGGUGCGCGUCAAGUACGUGGCCGGCCCCGCGGCGGGGCCCCGCGGCUUCCACCUGGAGGAGAGGCCCGUCGAGGGGGGUCGGGCGCGCGCUGAGCCCCUGCAGGCCGAGGCCUCCGGGAUGGCGCCGCUGCUGCUGCCGCCCCCCAAGGCCGUGCAGCGAGACCCUACCCCGCGGCCCUCCGACGUGUUCUGGCAGCCCAGGGAGCGCGCCGACCUCAUCAAGGCGGGCCUCGACCAGGGCCCCUCCAGGAUGCGACGGAGGUUUCAGAAAGAGACCAGGUCGCACGGAUAGACUGUGUCGGCCAAUGCCAGUGGUGAGUGGCUGUGGAAGAACUUGAGACAGAGCCCAA
Frankliniella occidentalis (western flower thrips) is the source of this 1330-nucleotide messenger RNA. RefSeq lists its product as uncharacterized. The transcript is spliced from 2 exons. The coding region runs from base 664 to 1272 and encodes 202 amino acids. The record is from RefSeq and is a predicted model, not a curated record. NCBI's taxonomy places the organism in Eukaryota, Metazoa, Arthropoda, Insecta, Thysanoptera, Thripidae.